CUGACUUGCUGAGCUGAGAGUGAGCUGAGUAACUUUUUGAAAACGAAGAUUUCAUGUUGUGAAUUUAUUAUAAGCUCGUCUCCUUUUAUGAUAAAAAUUGUUCAAGUAGUUUACUUUGCUUGACUCUCCUAUCAAAUUCAGGAUUCAUCGUUUCAUUGUUUUAGUUGUUAGAAAUUCUUUAGGCGUUUUGGCUAGCGUUUAGUGAAAUCACUAAAUCAGAAAGCAUGGUCAAUCAAUGUCGGCAGCACUGAUAUUUCUCGUUUUCUCUGUAUUUUAAGUAACUAUGAAAUUCUAGGAUAGUUCAAUUAAAAAAGGAUUGAAGUCUUUCGAAUUAUCAAGAGAAUUCGAAAAGUGAAGUAGCCAGCAAAGUUAUUCUAACUUCAUAGCGAUGAAAACCAUCUAGAAUCAUUACUUAAAAGCCAUGGCAAAACGAAACAAACAUAAAAAGGCUUUAGCUGCUUCUACAAAGAAAGAAAACCAUCAGACAAUCCAUCAUGAAAAUGUACUAGGCCCAGUGACGGAAGCUCAAGUUGGUAUACAAGAAUACGCCAAAAAAGGAAAACAGUUUUCAGCUCAUUUGAAGCAAUGUAAUUCAGAUUUCCAGGUUCAUGAAAUUAGCAUGGAUGGGAAGAUUGUCCAUUUAACAGAUCUCAGUCAGCUGAACCCUGAACAGAAAAAAGAAAGAUUUUCAGUGAGAAGAAAGUCCCAAGAUAAUGCAGUGCCACAUGUAUCUUCAUACACUGAAUUUGUAUUGUACAUGGAAAAUCAAGAAACAGUUGAUGCAAAUUUUGUACUUGCCAAAAUCGCCAAGAAAAAUAAGAUACAUUCACCGGAAUUCAUGACUGCCUGUUCAACACAUGAAAAAGGAACAAUCACUAGUCAGCUCGUAACUGCUAAUAAGAAUUUAGAUCCAACGAAAAUGAAAUGCGAUUUGAAAUCCAAGUCCAAGUCCAAGUUAGCUUUCGGAAAUUUUACCUUUACCGACAAACCAGUCCAACAAGGAAGUCUGAAGGGUAAUCGUUUCGUCAUUGCAUUGAGGAAUGUUAACGGUGAUAAGAUUCAAAUCGAUUCGAAUCUCAAGUCACUGAAAGAAUACGGUUUUAUAAAUUAUUAUGGAACUGAAUGUUUUGGAACAAGGACUCACUUAAUUGGAAAACAACUAUUAUUAAACCAGUGGAAAGAAGCUAUCGAUUUGAUUGCAGAGGUAUUCAAGGGGCAUGAGCACUUGCACUCAAUGGAAACCCAGCUCUUAUCUUACAUGAAGAAUCAUGGUGGAGAUCUCGUUGGCGCUUUGAAUACUAUCCCCUUUGAAAUGCGGCUUUCUUAUAUUCAUGCCUAUCAAAGUUUCAUCUGGAACAGUAUCGUUUCUAAGCGUAUUGCAGAAUUUGGUGUAAAGCCGAUUCUAGGCGAUUUAGUUUAUGCUCGAAGCGUUGACGAACUUCAAGAAAUGGGCAAUGAUGAAAGCAAUUCCAGUAACCAAUCGGAAUGCAGUAAUCCAACAAUCGUGUCCAUCGACAGAAACAACAUCCCGAACUACACAAUAGCCGAUGUUGUGUUACCGCUUCCGGGUUACGAUGUAACUUAUCCUAACAACGAGGUUGCCGAUUGGUAUAAAGAUCUUCUACUAGCGGAUGGGCUGUCGGAGGUGGAUUUCGAAAGAAGCGCCAAAAAUCAUAGCCUUUCUGGAGCGUACCGUCACCUGAUUUUGAAGCCUUCCGAUUUCAACUGGAGAUUUUUAUGGUACACUAAUCCAACGGAGAGGCUUAUAUUAUCUGAUUUGGAUCGACUGGAAAAGACUCAGUUCCUACACACGGCAGUGACAGAGGUGCAAACGGACCAGGAAAAGAGGAUUACUAGGAGUGGUCAACUAAAACUAAAGAAUUCCCCAAUGCCAAAAACCUUGGAGUCACCAGAGCCAGUUAAGAAGAAACCCGUUCUUUCUCCUUCAGGUGAUUCGGAAGACGAUAGCGACGCCAAACCAAUGUCGUACGACGAAAAAAAACAAUUGAGUUCUAACAUCAGAUUGCUUCCAGGUAAAAAGCUUGGACGAGUAGUCCAUAUUUUGCGUUCACUUGAGCCAAAGUUAGCUGGUUGGGAUCCUGAUGAAGUUGUACUAGAUUUUGAAGCUCUUCAACCGCUGACUCUCCGAUCACUUGAAACAUACGUGGAAUCUUGUCUAAGCCCGAAGCCUCUUAAAACAUACGGAAAAAACCAAUCGGAUAUAAAGAUGGAAGAGACAUUGGAGCUAAAGGAAAAUUUUACACCCAAGAAGGUUCAUCGCAAAGUUGCAGAAAAUGUCAAAGACGCUGAAUGCCUUGUUAGUCAAGUUGGUUCCGGCAUUGGAUUGAGUUCUAAUGCUUCAGCUCUCACGGAUUUGGAAACGGGUGAUGAUAUUAAUUAUCUCGGUCUUAUUCUCGAAUUCAACCUACCGCCGUCAUCUUACGCCUCCAUGGUCGUUAGAGAAAUCAUGAAGGUAGACAACAGUGCAGUGUUGGGGAAACAAAACGAUCCCAUCCAACAUUCUUCACAAGCAACGUUGAAGUCCUCAGACUCGGAGGGAUCCCGGAAGAAAAAGCCUAGAAUUCACGAAACUGUCGACGCCAGCGAGAUCACAUCAUCAAGCGAAGCAUCGAUGACAACCCGGGGAAAGCGAUUGAUGAAGCUGUGCGAUUUAAGUUGAACACAACAACUUAAUGAUUAUGUUCAGCAAAGAUCAAGUAAGCAAUUUAAAUGCCUAUAGUUAACCAAGAAUAGAAAUAGCCAAUCAUUUCGCGUGAAAUUUUACAAAAAACGGUGAAGUUUCCACAUUCCUCGUUUUUUUGUGCAAUGUGCAAACUGUUAAAUGCUGACUCGUUGUGCAUCUCGUUGUUGUUGAAGUCCUUUCCCGUCUUAUUUUACCUAUGGUCAUUUUGCGGAUCGAUGAUGAUUGUUUGAGUCCGCAUUUAUGCCAACCAUUUUCUUUGUGUGUUAAAGUAUUUUCGCAUGUGCUCGGUUGAGAAUCCAGCACGGUUAUCCAGAGAUAUCAUUUGCUAUGUUCGAUUAGACAGUUUACUCCAGUUCACUUCAAGUUGCCUUUUAAAGUCAAAUGCGUUGUUCAAUUAUCGUAUCAGUGCAUCGUGUUGACGAAGAUUUCUUUCAAAUAAAGAAGAUUAACUGAGAA
Molecule: messenger RNA, 3160 nt
Organism: Daphnia pulex (common water flea)
Lineage: Eukaryota; Metazoa; Arthropoda; Branchiopoda; Diplostraca; Daphniidae
Exons: 13
Coding region: 422-2680 (752 amino acids)
Biological process (GO): pseudouridine synthesis
Cellular component (GO): nucleus
Molecular function (GO): pseudouridine synthase activity; RNA binding
Source: RefSeq, a predicted model, not a curated record